AUCUCUCUCUCUCUCUCUCUCUCUCUAUCAGUUAGCAAGUCUCCAUCCGUUCUCUCUCCAUCCUUUCAACAUGCCGAUUGUCGAGAUGUAUGUGCACAUGGACUGCGCUGGAUGUGAAGAUAAGAUCAGAAAAUCCCUUCAAAAGCUAGAAGGAGUGGAUGAGAUAGACAUUGACAUGGGGAUGCAAAAGGUGACAGUCAUGGGGUGGGCUACCCAAAACAAGGUUCUUAAGGCAGUGAAGAAGACAGGAAGACGAGCAGAGUUCUGGCCAUUCCCAUACAACCCUGAGAUCAACAACUUCGACCCGCAAAAUUACUACAGUAACAAUAACAAUCGCCAUGAGCACAAUGAGAAUUACUAUUUCCACCAACCUAAUUACACACAUCACUCCUAUGAACUGCCGCAAAUACCCUCCUCAUACCCCUAUUAUUACAAGCAAGGCUACAGUAGUAAUGAUGACUAUGGCUAUUUCCAUCACUCACCUCCUUCUACUAUGGUUGAUGAUCAAGCUAGCUCUAUCUUUAGUGAUGACAACCCCCAUGCUUGCUCAAUAAUGUAAAUGAGGGGACUUUUUUUGUAAUUUUGUUAGGUGUUUUCCAUAUGUAAUCUUCAUUUUGUGAUAAUUUUUUGGUCGAUUUUUUGUGAAAGGAACGGACUUUUAUAAUGCAUAAAGUGGUGAAAUGUUAUGCAUAGUGUGAAGUUAGA
Eucalyptus grandis is the source of this 705-nucleotide messenger RNA. RefSeq names its product heavy metal-associated isoprenylated plant protein 28. The transcript has 3 exons. Bases 71 to 559 code for a protein of 162 amino acids. Lineage: Eukaryota; Viridiplantae; Streptophyta; Magnoliopsida; Myrtales; Myrtaceae. The record is from RefSeq and is a predicted model, not a curated record. Gene Ontology annotation, molecular function: metal ion binding.